Naumovozyma castellii is the source of this 1476-nucleotide messenger RNA. It is a transcript of the gene APM4, whose product is annotated as Apm4p. Bases 1 to 1476 code for a protein of 491 amino acids. The transcript has a single exon. The record is from RefSeq and is a predicted model, not a curated record. Lineage: Eukaryota; Fungi; Ascomycota; Saccharomycetes; Saccharomycetales; Saccharomycetaceae.
AUGAUUAAUGCUCUUCUUAUUUUUACCGCUAGGGGAGAACUAGUUGUUUCCAAGUUAUUUAAGGGAUCUAUGAAGAGAUCUAUUGCCGACAUCUUUAGAAUACAGGUGAUCAAUAAUCUGGAUGUCAGAUCGCCCAUCCUGACCUUGGGAUCCACCACAUUCCAUCAUAUCAAGUCCACUAGAGGAGAUAAUUUGUGGAUUGUUGCUGUGUCAAGAAAUAAUGUGGACAGUGCCGCUAUAUGGGAAUUUCUCUAUAAACUGGAUUCCUUACUGGAUAGUUACGGGUUAAAUCACGAAGAAUAUUUGAAGGAGGAAUUUAUGAUUGUUCAUGAAUUAUUAGAUGUUAUGAUGUGUGGUAGUGGUGGUAUUCCUAUGUUGACUGAGAAUAGCUUGGUUAUUUCAAGAAUGUCUGUGAAACCUUCAAAGAGCAUAUUGGAAGCCCAAAAUAGUGGGAACGGCAGUAGCAAUACGAACUCCAAUAACAACAAUAAUAAUGUUCCCGAUCUACUGAUGAGUGGUCCGAAAUUACUGCGUAGGAAUAGUGCCUCAUUAUCACAAGAUUUAAGUAUAUUAACGGACUUUAAAUGGAGACCAAAGGGUAUCGUACAUAAGAAAAAUGAAGUCAUAUUGCAUGUUAAUGAAAGGAUAAACAUCUUAGUCUCAAAAGAUGGAUCUGUAUUAAAGGCAUAUGUCGAUGGUUCUAUUGACUUGGAGACUCAUCUAUCAGGAACACCUAUUUGUCAAUUUGGUCUAAAUGAUUCCUUGAGUGUUAGCGGUGUGGAUUCAGAUAUGUACGGAUCUCAUAAUCACAACCAUCACUUUGGCGACGUUAACUUUGAUAAGACUGAUAAGAAACAAUUAUCAAUGGCAUCAGUUGGAAGUGUCAUAUUAGAGGACUGCAAAUUCCAUCAAUGUGUGUCAUUGGAUAAAUUUGACAAAGACCGGAUUAUAAAAUUUGUGCCACCUGAUGGCUCAAUGGAACUAAUGAAAUAUCAUGUGAGAGAUAAUUUAAAUCUUCCCUUCAAAGUUUCACCAAUAGUUACAAACACAAGAAAUGGCACGGCAUUAGAAUAUAGAAUCACUAUGAAGUCACUAUUUCCCGGGAGACUAUCUGCUAAAAACGUCGCUCUACAUAUACCAGUGCCACCAAAUACAAUGGAUUGUAAAAUAAAUGUAACUAAUGGGAGUUGUAAAUUCAUACCGGAGGAGAGUGCAAUGAUUUGGAGGUUUAAUAAAUUUAAUGGAUUAACCGAAAAUACACUAAGUGCAGUAACAAUCCCGACAAAGGACAACACCCAACUGUCAUUACAACAAUGGAGUAAACCACCAAUGUCAUUGGAUUUUGAAAUUUUAAUGUUUAGCAACUCUGGACUUGUAGUACGGUAUUUUACUAUUACAGAAAGAGAUCAAAAAUAUAAAGCAGUUAAAUGGAUCAAAUAUAUUUCAAGAUCCGGAUCGUACGAGAUCAGAUAUUGA